This is a messenger RNA of Aspergillus versicolor CBS 583.65, 1602 nucleotides long. RefSeq names its product putative MFS monosaccharide transporter. The transcript is spliced from 4 exons. Gene Ontology annotation, biological process: carbohydrate transport; transmembrane transport. Gene Ontology annotation, molecular function: carbohydrate:proton symporter activity. The coding region runs from base 1 to 1602 and encodes 533 amino acids. NCBI's taxonomy places the organism in Eukaryota, Fungi, Ascomycota, Eurotiomycetes, Eurotiales, Aspergillaceae. Gene Ontology annotation, cellular component: membrane. The record is from RefSeq and is a predicted model, not a curated record.
AUGAUCCAGAAAGGGUUCUGGCGGACACUGCCUGGACCUAGGCUGCUCAAGUUGAUUACUGCAGUCUCUGCCGUGGCUAUCUCCUAUGAGGGCAUGAGCCAGGGUGUCAUGGGCGCCGUCAAUGUCGCCCCAGAAUAUGGCCACCGAAUGGGCUUCGCCGAUGAGCACGGAAAAGUCAUCAACCCCUCUCUGCAGGGUGGCAUCGCUGCCAUAUACUAUUUCGGUGCUCUCCUCGGAGCCUUCUGGGCCGGGAGCUUCUCUGACAGAUACGGGCGGAUCAAGGGUAUCUGGAUGGCCUGUUUCUGGUGUCUUGCCGGAGUCAUCCUGCAGGCUAGUGCCGUGAACCUCGCUCACAUACUCUGUGCUCGUGUCAUCGCGGGUGUUGGUGUCUCCUUCAUUAUCGUAAUUGCCCCCUCAUGGACCGCAGAGCUGGCUCCAGCGUCCCAUCGAGGGCAAACGAUUGCCCUGACUUUCCUCGCCAACUUUGGAGGCAUUGCCCUGUCUUCCUGGAUUGGUUUUGCUACCUCAUUCACCGAAUAUGCUGGUGGGGCGUUUCGAUGGCGCUUCUGCUUUGCCUGCCAAGUGAUCCCGGUUGUCUUCCUUGUCAUCGGCACCUUGUUCAUUCCUGAAUCGCCUCGGUGGCUCGUCAAGGUUGGACGCAACGAGGAGGCAUUUGAAAUCAUCUCCAAACUCCGUGGCGAUGGCGACCGCGAGCACCCGGAUGUGCAGAGCGAAAUUCGCGAGAUCGUCGCCGUCGUGCAGAUGGAGCACGAGUCACAGAACUCCAAUUAUAUCAAAAUGUUCUUGGGCAUUGGAUCUGGGGAUAUUCACAUUGGCCGUCGUAUCCAGUUGGCGUUCUGGCUCCAGGUCCUCAUGCAAUAUGGCACGGGCAUCGCAGCCGUUGUCAUCUACUCGGGCAACAUUUAUCGCACUGCUGGCUUUGACGAUUUGAAGUCCAACUGGCUCUCUGCUGUGUGCAUGACCUGCGGUAUUCUCGGGACUGGGGUCGCUGCCUUGACCUUGGAUCGAGUGGGUCGUCGCCGGACCCUCUACUGGGGAGCAGUCGUUUUGAGUAUGAUUCUCUUUACCCUUGGCGGUCUGAACCGCGGAGCCACCAACAACCCCGACAAGGCUGCGCAGUACGGAACCGGCGCCGCCGCCAUGGUCUUUCUCUAUGUGGUUGUCUUCAGCUCCUCCUGGUUGAUGAUUCCAUUUAUUUAUCCCACCGAGAUUUUCCCGACAUGGCUGCGCGCCAAGGGUAACGCCUUUGGUGUUGCCGGCUGGGCGGUUGGCUACGGCGCUGGGUCGCUGCUGGUCCCCGUUAUGUUUGCUGGUAUCCAGGAGAAGACCUUCUACGUGUUCGGGGCCGCAAUGCUCGUCUACAUUCCCAUCGUCUACUGCUUCUUCCCCGAGACUGCCGGUCGCACGCUCGAGCAGAUCGAUUUCCUGUUUGCCAGCAAGAGCCCCUUUGUGUGGGAUGAGGAGAAGGAGUUUGCCAAGCGCAUGGUCCAGUUCAAUGUGGACAUUCAAAAGAUGGAGAUUGAGAAUGGUGGAUAUGCGCGCGAGGAGAAGGGAGGUGACGAGUUGGUAGAGAAAGUCUGA